AUGAUUGCUAUAGAAACGGAGCAGGCUAUGCCCAAGGAGGAGCGAAUGCCUAAAAUCGAAGCCACGACUUCGCAAAGAAUUUUAACUCGAUCGAGCGCCGUCAGUCAGAAGUCGGUCGAUAUAGUGGUGCAGCCCGACAGCUCCAACAACCCGUUGCAUAGGUCGAAACUGGCUCCCACCCGCUCCGCGUCGGAGACGCAGUCCUCCAGUAAGAAAAUAUUAAACUUGAGAAAGACGAAAAACUCAUCUAUAGAAUCAACGAUGAGUUUACCGAAUCAGAAGUCGUUGGAGAAGAAACAUGGCGGACUGAGGCACCAGAAGGCGAUAGGUGCACAUUCCGACAUCACAUUAAGUACGCAGCCGUCCAUAUCGGACGACAGGAAAGCACUGAGGGAAGCAUUGUAUCAGGGUAUUUUUCAUAGGCACAGGAGAACAAUAUUCGCCGUCGGUUCGUUCCUCAGAAUGCUGAGAAGCAAAACGUCGAAUUACGAUUCGAUACGAUCGGAUUCUGACGAGAUAUAGCGGCCGCGGGAGACGAGUGCUUGUGAACGUUAGACGACCGUGCCGUGGACUGAGUGUGAACUGUUUGUGAUUUUGUAACAUUAUUGGAACAAAGUUAUCUUAUGUAAGGGUAGUUGAUAAUUUGAGAUAAGACUUGCAUUGUAUAAUAAUGUUCCUAAAUAAUUUGUUUUGACGUAUUAUUUCACUAUUCUAUCAUUUCUUUUCGUUAAAGAUUUGAAAAUAACGACAUACUGUUAAAAGCCUAUAAUGUUGCCAUAUAAUUGAGAUAUUACUAUUUGGUAUAAUUUGGCAAUAAUACGAAGUUUUACAGAGUAAAAAAACGAAAACAAUAAUCGUUGAAACCUAAAGGUUGUGACCUUAGGAGUGGUCUUUUUUAUUAUCACAAAACAUGGCAACAAUAAUAAAGGUAAGUUUACAAUGAGCACUAACAUCGCGUGACAUUGGAAUGUGUCAAGGACAUCAGCUGACACGCGCCAACACUAGCCUGUCCCUGAUCUGAUAUUAAUUAUGCUGAUUAUUAUUGCAAAUGUUGAUUAAGCACUUUUUAAUUAAUUUAUUGUCAACGUUAUUUUAUUUUGCCCGAC
Messenger RNA from Papilio machaon (common yellow swallowtail), 1106 nucleotides. RefSeq lists its product as uncharacterized. The coding region runs from base 1 to 522 and encodes 173 amino acids. NCBI's taxonomy places the organism in Eukaryota, Metazoa, Arthropoda, Insecta, Lepidoptera, Papilionidae. The transcript has a single exon. The record is from RefSeq and is a predicted model, not a curated record.